AUGCCAGGAGUUACGGAUAAUCGCAAAUCCGUGCUGAUCACAGGAUGUUCUCCCGGCGGCAUCGGAAACUCCCUUGCGCGCGAAUUCCAUCGGAGUGGACUGCGCGUGCUGGCCACGGCCCGGGAUGCCGCGAACGUUGCCGAUCUGGCCGAGCUGGGCAUUGAGACCUUGAGCUUGGUGGUCGACGACCUGGAGAGUGUCAAGGCGUGCUUUGCAGAUGUCGAGACCAGACUCGGAGAUAAGGGUCUUGACUAUUUGGUGAAUAAUGCCGGCCGAAACUAUACGGUACCUGCCAUGGAGGCGGAGAUUUCUGAAGUACGAAAGACCUUCGAGACCAAUUUAUUCGCCGUGAUUACCAUGUGCCAGACAUUCCUGCCGUUGCUUAUCAAGGCCAAGGGCACCAUCGUCCAAGUUGGAUCCGUGGCUGGGAUUAUUCCCUACGUGUUUGGAUCCGUUUACAACGCGUCCAAGGCGGCGCUGCACUCGUUCAGUGAUGCCCUCCGAGUUGAGCUGGCUCCUUUCGGAGUGCAUGUUACUACUGUGGUCACCGGCGGUGUGCAGUCUCGCAUUGCACGUACCGAGCGUACACUGGUGCCGAAUUCCAUGUACGCACCUAUCCAGAGUGAGUUUACACGACGAGUCACACACAGUCAGUACAACGCGAUGCCCCAUGAUGCCUACGCUCGCAGCGUGGUAGCCCAGGUUCUGUAUGGCCCGGCGCCCUGGCGCUGGUUGUGGCCAUGGGCCCGCGGUCGCAAGGCAUGGAUCUGGGAAGGACACCGCAGCUGGCUGAUCUGGUUCCUGGUCGGAGGCUGGGCAUGGAAUGGGCUGUUCCAGCGGGCAAUGACGAAUACGUUCAAGCUGUGGAAGCUCAGGGCGAGUAAAUAG
Messenger RNA from Penicillium cinerascens, 888 nucleotides. Its product is annotated as SDR family oxidoreductase. The coding region runs from base 1 to 888 and encodes 295 amino acids. Gene Ontology annotation, biological process: triglyceride catabolic process; phosphatidic acid biosynthetic process. The transcript has 6 exons. The record is from RefSeq and is a predicted model, not a curated record. Gene Ontology annotation, molecular function: acylglycerone-phosphate reductase (NADP+) activity; triacylglycerol lipase activity. NCBI's taxonomy places the organism in Eukaryota, Fungi, Ascomycota, Eurotiomycetes, Eurotiales, Aspergillaceae. Gene Ontology annotation, cellular component: endoplasmic reticulum; lipid droplet.